Molecule: messenger RNA, 10013 nt
Organism: Closterium sp. NIES-67
Lineage: Eukaryota; Viridiplantae; Streptophyta; Zygnematophyceae; Desmidiales; Closteriaceae
Source: the annotation of a GenBank genome assembly
CCUAGCCAACACCUAGGCUGCAGGAACCAUUGUUAGUACCAGUCUAGAUGCCACUGGUGCCACGCGAAGCUGCAAUAGGGGAUAUCAGAGGCGACUAUGACACAUGGAUUCGUUGAGAUUCUGACUGAAUAGUGCACGCUGGUGCUCUCGCGAAGCGAAUUCACCGAUCGUUACGGUGUGAUUGGGUGAUAUGGUUGUCGGCUAAGGAUGGAUCGGAGGGAGCUCAUGACGGCUGGGAAGAAGCGGCUGGAAGAGUAUCGAAAGAAGCAACAAGCGAAAUCGGGAGGAAGCUCUAAAGGAGGACAGCAAGAUAAGGCCAAGAUGCCAUCAACGGCCCCCACGACUCCACAGGGCUCCUCCAAUCAGAGCGCAUCCUCUGGCCCAGCAGCAGCCCGGAGGCAAUCCCAAGGCCAGGCGUCGGGCAGCAGUAGCGACCUCCCCCAGCUGGGCCUGAGCGUGCAGAUCCAAGCCCGAGAAUCGUUCCAGAGCCAGCCAAGAGAGUCCACGGCGUCAGCAGAGUCAGGAUCAACGGCUGUGGGGAGGACGAUCAGCAGCAGCAGUGCUGGCGGGGAUGGGGAUUUCAUGACGCCCACUGGCGGCACGCCGUCCAGUGCCACCAGCUCCGACUCGUCCUCUGGAGGCUUCCUGCGGCCGUUCACUGCUGGCCCUCGGGAGUUCCGCACCAUCGCCCAGGGGAUUCUCAAUAAGGGCUCGGGAGCUCAAGGGGCGGCAGCGCAUGGGGAGGGAGUCCGAGGGGAGGGCGCAGACGGGAUGCGGAGACCGUCUACUGCACAUCCCCAUGAGCCGCACGAGAGGGAGCAGGAAGCAGCCUCUCCCAGUCACGCAACUCGCCCCACAACCGCCCCCCUCUCCCGAAGCCCUUCCACCUCCUCCCUCUCCUCCCUCACCUCCGCCGUCCCCUGGUCGUCCAACGGCGCCCUAGACGGCUCCUUUGCUGCUGGCGUGAGGCGGUUCUCCCUCGAGACGAACAGUGACGAUGGGUCGCUGUCAGAGCGGGGGUCAGUGGUAACCAUGUCAAGGGAGAAGUAUGUGGAGAGGCUCGAGCUGAAAGUAGUGGAGCUGAAGAGGAGGUUAUCGGCUGUAUCUAAGGCUGCAGCGUACGGUGCUGGCAAUGGUGUGGGUGGUGAUACGGGGAGGAAGUCCAGGAGCGUUGACGCCAGAUUCGUUGACUUGAUGGAGCGGCAUUCAGCGGAGGUUGCUGAGCUAAGAGAGAUACUUAAGGAGAAGGAGGAGCGGCUGGUGUUCCUGGAGAGGGACAGGGAGGAGGUGAUGGAGCGAGUGACAGCGCAGGUUCAGGCGGAGAAAAAGGCAGAGACGGAACGCCUGGCCAGAAUGAAGGCCGAAAUGGAAGCUGCUGCGGAACAACUAAAACGGCAGGUUGCCUCGGCUAUGGGAAGAUGGAAGGGGUUGGAGGAGGAGAAGGGGCGGCUGGCUGACCAGCUGCUUGAAAAGGAGGUGGUUAUAGAAGGGGAGAGGGAGCGCAAUGCGAGGCUGGGCGAGGAGAUGGCGGUGGUUCGGGGGCAGUAUGAGACGAUGAUGGAGACGGUGGCGGCGCUGCAGGAGGAGAGGGGCCGGCAGGUGAACCUAAGCGGGGAGCAGAGGGAGCUGCUGGAGGAGGAGUUGGUGCAGCUGCAGGAGCUGCUGGCCCGGUCUAGAGACGAGGAGGAGAGGCUCAGGGCCAAGCUGCAGGGCGACGAGCAGCAGUGGCGGCAGCAGCUGCGGGACUCAGCAGCCGCCCUCGCAGCUAAGGAAGAGGAAUCUAGGGUUUUACUAGAGCGGAUGGAAGAGGGGGAGAGGGAGCGGGAGAGGCUGAGGGCGGAGGCGGAUGCUGCUAGGCUCGAGGCGGGGAAUGCGACUGAGAGGCUGGCUGCUACGAAGGAGAAGCUGGGCGUGGCGAUUAGGAAGGGAAAGGAGGUGGUGCAGCAGAGAGAGGCGCUCAAGGGGUCCCUGGCUGAGGAAACGGCUGUGCUGGAAAAGCUAAGGCUGGAGCUGGAGGGUGAGAGAAAGGGGAGGAGGGAGGCGUUAGCGAGUGUGGAGGCGAAGGAAGGGGAGGUGAGAGAGGGGAGGAGGAGGGUGGGGGAGCUGGAGGCGGAGUUGGAGGAGGGGAGGAGGAGGAUGGCGGAAUUGGAAGCGGCCGUUGCUGCAGCAGAGGUGAGCGCGGCAGCAAAGGCGGAGGAAGGGGGGGAGAAGGUCAGGGAGAUGGAGGAGAGGGCGAGGGAGGCUGAAGAAAGGGUAAGGGCUGCUGAGGAGGAGGUAAGGGCAGCUGGGGAGGAAGUUGCAGAGCUGAAGAGACAGGUGGCGGAUGGGAGGGAGCGCGCUGUGGAGUUGCUAGGGCAGGUGGCCGAGAGGGAUGCGCUGCUGGCUAGGAGAGGGGAGGAGAUGAGAGAGGCCGAGGGACGGGCGAGGGAGAUGGAGAUUAGGGUGGAGGAAGUGAGGGAGGCGGGGAGGAGGGAAGUGGAGAGGGAGGAACAGGUGUGGGAGGGUAGGGUUCAAGAGGAGAGGAGCAAGGCGGAGGAUGCUGCAAAGGAGGUAGAGAGUGCUUCAAAAGAGGUGGAGCGGUUGCAGGAGAGCGUUGCAGAGACGGAGGGGCAGCUGGCCGCCCUGCAAGCCGAAGUUGCAGCAGCAAGAGGGGAGGUUGCUGAGAAGGAGGGCGUGGUUUCGGGGUUGGAGGUGAGCCUGAGUGGGGAGAGGGAGCGAGUGAGGCAGCUAGAGGAGAUGCUUGAGACGCUAAGGACGGAGAUUCAGGAGGUGCGGAAGGCAGGGGAAAGCUCAGGUGAGAAGGAGGAGCAGCAGAAGGAGGCGAUUGAGCAGGCGGUUCAGUCUGCUGUCUCUGCUGCUGUUGCUGCUGCAGAAGCAGAGGCAAGGGAGCGCGAGAGUGCGUUGUCUCGAGCGCUGGAGUCCCUUCAAGCACAGAAAGAGGUGCUAGUGGAAGCAGUGGAGGAAGAGAGAGCGACGAGUAAACAGGCAGAAGAGGCCAGGAGGAGAGCUGAAGAAGAGAAGAGAGGUGUGGAGGAGAAGAAGAGAGAGGUGGAGGAGGAGAAGAGGGAGAUGGAAGUCAGAGUGAAGAAUUUGGAGGGGAAGGUAGCUGAGAUGGAUUCGCAGGUGAAGGGCUGGGAGGAGCAAGUGGAGGGGCUUCAAACGGAUCUGAGAGAGGCUGAGGGACGAGCUAAGGACGCUGAGGAAAGGGUUAUGGAGGCUGAGAGGAGGGUGAAGGAGGAAGAGGCCAAAUCGAGUGAGCUAUUGCAGAAGAUGGAAGAGGCGAGGAGGAGAGAGAGUGAGGUGAAUGAGGGGAGGAGUGGUGGGAGUGAGGUAGAAGCGUGGAGGGCGGAGUGGAAGGCGGAAGAGGGGCUGCUGCUGCAGCGGCAGGCUGAGAUCGAGGGGCUUCUGGUGGCUAAGGGGCGAGAGUUCCUGGAGCUGAAGAGUGAGUGGGAGAGGGAGAGGGACGGGUGGGCAAUGGAGAGGGGCGAAUGGGAGAGGAAGGAAACUGAGUGGGCGACUGAAAAGGAGGAGUUGCUGGGGAGGUUGCAGGGGGAGCGGGAGAAGUGGGAGGAGGAGCAGGGGAGGCUUGAGGAAAGCGAGGGGCAGCUUCAGCAGCAGGUGGAGGCGGAGAGGAGGAAAGUGGUGGCAUUGCGAGAGGAGAGGGAGGAGCUUCGGAAGAGGGUGGGAGGCUUGGAAGAUGAAGUGGGGCAACUGCAACAGCAGGUGGGCGGGUUGGAGGAGGAAAGGGGGGAGCUUCGAGGGAGGGUGGGAGGCCUGGAAGAUGAAGUGGGGCAGCUGCAGCAACAGGUGGAGACGGAGAGGAGGAUGGUGCAGGAGGCGAGUGGCAGUGCGGAGGAGGAGGAGAGGAGGUGUGGGGAGAUGCUGUGUGAGCUGCAGAGUGCGGUGGAGGGGAGGGAGGAGGAGAGAGGGAAGGCGGUGGGCCUGAGAGAGGAGAAGGAGCAGCUGCAGAGUCAGGUGGAGGAGGUCGAGAAGGAGAAGGAAAGGCUUCAGAGCAAGGUGGCCGGCUUGGUGGAGGAGAAGGAGCAGCUGCAGAGUCAGGUGGGAGGGUUGGAGGAGGAGAAGGAAAAACUGCAGAGGAAGGUGGUGGAAGGGGAGGAGGAGAGAGAAGAGCUUACGAGGAAGGUGGAAGAGUUGGAGGGGGAAGUGGGGCAGCUGCAGCAGAGGCUGCAGGCAGCAGAGCGGAAGGAAGUGGUCACUCUGGCCAAGGUAGUUGCCAGCGAGUCAGCCACGGAAGAAGCAACCAAGCAGCUUCAGUCAGCUCAAGCCGCCCUCGAGGCUAAGCAAGCCGAGCUGACCUCUCUCCAGCAGCAAGCAGAGGAACUCGAAGAAACCCUAGAGCAGCGCGAGACCGAGCUCGAAACCCUAAAAACCGACAUCUCGGCACGAGAGAUGAUCUGGCGGGCGUCGCAAGACGCAGAGGCGCAAGCAUCAGAGGAUGCUAUAGCAGUGGAGGCCGCUGCAGCAAGGGAGAUGGCGGAGCGAGAGAGGGACCAGGUGAAGGAGGAAGCUGAGGCGGAAGCAGCGGCUCUGAGGAAGGUUCUGGGAAUGCGGGAGUCGCAGCUGGAGAAGCUGCAGGCUCGGGUGGCCGAGGCUGAGGAGGCGGUUCAGGAGACGGAGGAGGUUCGGGCGGAGCUGGCGCAGGCUCGGGCUGAGCUGGAGGAGGUUCGGGAGGAACUUGCCAACGCUCGUGGGGAGGUGGUUAGGGUUAGGGAUGAGAUGGCGGGAGAGAUGGAGGGAGUGAGGGAGAGAUUGGUGGGGGCAGAGGAGGAGGUGGAGAAGCUUAGGGCUGCCUUGGAGGGGUAUAGGGAGGAGGUGGAGGAGAGAGAGAGGAAGGUGAGUGAGUGUGAGAGGCGGCUGGAGGCGAGUGAGAAAGAGAGGAGGGCGGUGCUCGAGAGGAUGGACUCGCUGCUUGGGGAGCUGAUGGAGAAGAGUGAGGAGAGUGAGAAGGUGAGAGAGGAGGGUGAGAGGAUGAGGGAGGAGGCGAGUAGAUUGAGGGAAGAGGUGAAGGGACUUGAGGAAGAGAUAAGUGCGCUGAAAGGAAAGGCUUUAAGGGGACGUCAAGCUGGAAUGGGCGAGGGCAGCAAGGAGAGUGAAAGCGCAGGGGCUGGUGCAGAGAGGGAUCGACUGGAGGAGCAGAUAGAAAGGCUUAUAAAGGAGGUAGAGCAGAAGGAAGCCUUGCUGAAGUCUGCUGAAGCUGCGAGGGCGGCUGCAACAGCAGAAAAGACGGCAGCAGAGGCAGCCAGGGCAGCAGCUGAGGUGAAGAACGCGAACUUAGUGAAAAAGGCGAAGGAGAGGAUAGAGGGCAUGAAGCAGAAGGCGGCGUCUGAAGCCCAGGCGGCUGCAGACGCGAGAGCUGAGGUCGAGCGACUGAAAGGGCUUAUGGAGGGAGGAGGGGGAGGAGGAGGGGGAGAAGGAGGGGCAGAGGUGAAGGCGCCGGGUGGUGAGGACGCGGCUGAGAUAGAGAGGCUUCAUGCGAAGGUGUCCCUCCUGGAAGCGCAGCUUUCUCAGGUGAAGGCGGGGAGUGAAGCAGCAGCAGAGGUUGAAGUAGCAGCAAGGGGGCUAUCAGAAGCAGCAGCAGGUGCGGUAUCAGGAGCAGCAGGGGCGGCAUCAGGAGCAGCAGUGGCAGCGGAUGCAGAGCAGCUGAGAGAAUCCUUGAGGCAGGCGCAGGAGCAGGUGGGCGCGGUGAGGGAGAAGCUGAGCAAGGCGGUGCGCAAGGGCAAGGCGAUUGAGCAGCAGAAGCUGAAGCUGGACGCCGAUCUCGCUGCUGCCAGGGCGGAGAUAGACACCCUCAAGGGGAACGCAGGGGCAGGAGCACGCGCAGGUGCAGGGGCAGGGACAGUUGGGGGUGCGGGGGCGGAGGCAGGGGUAAAGGCAGGGGCAGGGGCAGUGGCAGUGGUAGCAGCAGGGGCGGGUGUGGCAGCGGGAGAGCAGAUAGAAGAGCUGAGAAGGUUGUUGGCUGAGGCAGAAGAGGCGAGGAGCAAGGAGGGCGAGGCGCGGAGCGACGAGGAGGAGGGGAGGAAAAGAGAGGAGGAGGCGAGGAGGAAGGCAGAGGAGAGGCUGAGGGAAACUGUGGCGAUGAUGGAAAGGGUGACGGAUGCUCUGGCGGGCAGGGAGAAGGAGUGCGAGGAGCUAAGUAACGAGCUUACUCAGCUAAGAAAGUCUCUUAGCAGUGCUCAGGAGGAGGUUGCGAGGUUGAUGGGCGAAGUGGAUAGGUUGGAGGAUGAGUUGGGAAGGGAGAGGGAGGAGGCGGAGGAGAAACUGCAGAAGGUGAAGGAGGAGAGGGAAGAGAUGGAGGGCUUUAAGUCUGCAAAAAUAGCGGAGGUGGAAGAGAUGCUGGCUAUAGUAGAAACGGAUCUGGCUGUAGCGAGGCGGAGGGUGGAAGAGCUUGAGAGGGAGAAAGGGGAGGUGGAGGGGGGGAGGGAGGAGGGGGAGAGGAGAGUGAGGGAGUUGGAGGAGGAGAUGGGUAGGUUGAGAGAGGAGGGGAGGGUAUUGGGGUUGGAGCUGGAGAGAGUGAGGGCGGAAGUGAGGGAGUGGAGGGAAGUGGCAGAGGAAAAGGGGAGGGACUUGGAAGAAGUAAGGAGGGAGGUUGAGGAGGCGAGAGGGGAGAGGGAGGAGAGAGAGAGGGUGAUGGUGGGGCUGGAGGGGAGAGUGAGGGAGUUACAGGUGGAGGUGGAGGAGGAGAGGAGGAGGCGGGAGGAGGAGGAGGGGAGGAGAGAAGAGGAGGAGAGGAGGAAGGAGGAGGAAGGGAGGGCGGUGGAAGUGGAAGCAGAGAAAGAAGUUGAAGAGACACGGAAACAGGUAGUGGAGAAAGAGGAGCGGUUGAGAGCGGUAGAGGGGCAGUUGAAGGAGGUGCAGUCACAGCUGGAAGCAGCUGAAGGCCGGUUGGUGGGGAUACAGGCAGAGAAGGAAGCUGCAGAGGAGAGAAUGCGAGGCUUGGAGACAGAGAGAGAUGUGAGAGAGGAGAGGGUGCGUGAGCUAGAAGGCGAGAAGGUGGCUUUGGAGAGGGAGGUAGAGGAGGAGAGAGAGAGGCGAGAGGAAGCAGAUAGGAAGCUGGUUGGAGUACAGAGGGAGUUGGAGGAAGAGAGGGAGGCCAGGAGAGGGCUGGAAGCUGAGCUGGAUGUUUUACGUUCUGAGCUGGCGAGUGGUUGUGAUGAGCUGGCGAGUGCUCGUGAUGAGCUAGUGAGUGUCCGUUCUGAGCUGGCACGGGCCAGUCGUGAGGAGCAGGUGGAAGAUGGGGUAGGAGGUAGUGGGGAGGAGCAGAGGAAGGAGGUAGAUGAGGGAGGAGGUAAUGGGGAGGAUCUGGAUGUGGUGGCUGUGCGAGAGAGGGUGAGGGAGCUGGAGGAGAGAGUGAGGGAGGAGGAGGAGAGAGUGAGGGAGGAGGAGGAGAGAGUGAGAGUGCAGGAGGAAAGAGUGAGGGAGAAGGAGGAGCGGGUGAGGGAGGAGGAAGAGAGAGUGAGGGAGCGGGAGGAGAAGUUGGAGGGGCAAAUAGCAGAGCUGCAGUUACAGGUGGAGAAGGAAAGGGAGCAAUGGCAUGUGGAGAAGGAGCAGCUAGAGGCGGAAAAAGAAAGAGCUUAUAACGAGGUUAAUGAGCAGAAAGAGCACGUAUCGCUACAGAAGUCUAAGAUUCUUGAGCUUGAGGCAGAGAGGGACGCGUUAACAGCAGAGAGAGACGCGUUAAGGGCAGAAAGGGUGGCACUCGUGGCAGCAGGGCAACAGGCACUGGCUGAGAAGCAAGGAUUGGAGGAGCAGCUAUCGGUGCUGGGGUGUCGGAUUGAGGAGCUGGAAGGAGAGAGGGACGCAUUGCAGGGUGAGAAGCAGGGUUGGGAAGAGCGGCUAUCGGUGCUGACAUGUCGGAUUGAGGAGUUGGAAGGAGAGAGGGACGCAUUGCAGGCUGAGAUUGGCCGGGUGGAGGGGGAGAAGGGGGGCUUAAAGGCAGCAGUGGCGCGCCUAGAAGGGGAGAAGGAGCGACUAGAAGAAGAGAAGGGUGGUUUACAGGCGGAGAAAGAGGGGGUUGAGAGGGAGGGAGAGCGAUUGAGAGGGGAGUUGGAAGAAGAGAGGAGGAGAGGGGAGAGACUGACGAAGGAAGCUGAGGAGAGGGAGAGGAAGGUAGAUGAGAUGAGGAGAGAGGUUGAGGGUAUGCGGGGUGAGGUUGGUGAAAUGAGGAGUGAGAGGGAAUGGGAGAGGAGGGAAAGGGAGAUGAGGGGUGGGGAGGACGGGGAUAAGGGCGAGAGGGAAAAGAGGCUAGAUCAAUUGGAGGUUGCAUUGCAAGAGAAGGAAGAGGAGAUAGAGAGCCUCAAGCGGGAGGUAAGGGAGAAAGAAGCAAGGGUUGAGGAGCUAAGAGCACAGGUUGAGGAGAGGGAAGGGGAGAUUGGCAAUCUGCGGCAGGGGGCUGCUGAGUGGGAUGGCGGGGUGGAGAAGUGGAGGAAAGAGGUGGAGGUGAGGGAUGAAGAGGUGGAGAGAUUACGAAGGGAAAUGGAGGGUAGGGAUGGAGAAGUGGAGAGGUUAAGAAGGGAGGUAGGGGAGAAGGAGGCGAUGGUGGCGUCGGUGGCAGCAGCACGGAGCAAGGCAGUGGAGAAGCUCAAGAUGAUGGUGGAGAAGCUUAAGGAGGUUCAGGCGCAGUCAGAGGCGGUGGUGCUUGAGGCAGAGGCGAGGCUGGAGGAGAAGGACCGGGAGAUGGAGGAGAGGUUGGGAGAGAAGGAGAGGGAAAUGACGGAUAUGCUACGAGAAAAAGACGCAGAGCUACAGCAGCUGCAGGAAAGGCUGCAACUGAGGGAGGCGCAACUGCGAGGGGUGGCAGGGUCUGCUGCAGCUGCUGCUGCUUCUGGUGCUGGCGCCGCGGCAGCUGCUGGUGCUGGUGCUACCACUACUGCUUCUGGUGGUGCUGGUCCUGGUGCCGCUGCUGGCACUGACAAGGGGCCUCCUGCUGCUGAGGCAGAAGUUGGUACUCAACCAGAGGAGCAGGCAGCGCAGAGUGAUGCUUCUUUGCCACAGCAGCCGCGGGCAGAUGGGGGUGCUGGUCUUCUUACUCCUCCCAGUGACGUGGCAGAGAGGGAUGCCGAGCUGCGCAAUGAGGUGGCAGCAGCGGGCGAGGCAGUGAGAGUGCUGGAAGGGAGACUGGAGGCGUCUCGGAGGGAGACAGAAGAACUGAAGCGCAAGGCCAGCAACCCACCAGGACCCCCCGCCACCUCCUCCUCGGCGUCCUCCCUGUUGCCGGUCACCACACAGAGGAAGGCCACACCCGGGGGAGGCGCGUCUGACACAUCAGCAGAGUACUUGCCUCUGCUGGCGCAGCAGCUCGCCACAUCAUCGUCCUCCUCGCUGGCGGCCCACACGGCACUGCGGAUUGCUGACUCGUAUCCCGAUGACGAAGUGCACGGGUUCAAGUCAAUCGUCAGCGCCUUCCGUUUCCUGCCUGCCUUCCUGCACCCAGCCGCCAAGGGCAUCGAUCGACUGUGUGUGGCGGGAGGGCAGUCGCUGAUGGCCCGGCCCAUGAUGCGGCUGCUGCUGGUGCUCUACUGGAUGGCCAUGCAUGCUGGCAUGCUUGCCAUGCUCGCCGCUCUCACUGUCUCUUGAGGCUGAACGCGUCUCAUCUGACAUACAUGUCACUGCAAUGUCCCAUGAUGCACCUGCUGCUGGUGCUCUACUGGAUGGCCAUGCACACCAGCGUGCUUUCCAUGCUCGACGCACUCACCAUUGCUUCCAGAUCUCCUUUCUGGCUGCAUGUGCAUGCAAUGCAACAGCACCGUUUACUGGAUCUUACCAUGCAGGUGUCAACCAGAUGUGCUACAUCAAACGAAAUCAACAGUUCUGCAUAGAACCUCCAUUCUUUAUACAGUUAUUCGAGUAGUGUAUUGUAUGCAAUGUGCACUGUAGGUUGCUACUUUACUGAUUAUGUGUCUGUUUAGACUCAACAUAGCAGCCAUUGCUCCCCUCACUUGGGCGAGAGUUCGCAAUUCCAUUGUUCCAACAGUGUGCUGUGCCGCUUUACAUCA